AUGCGCGAAUCCUUCGAUGCCCCUCCGGGGGGCCCCCGCAGGGCAGCCUCUGCUGCAGCAGCAGCAGCAGGUGCUGCUGCUGCUGCUGCUGACAAUGCUAAUGAGAGAGAAGGCCGCGGGGCAUCACCCAGUCGAAGCUGCAGCAGCAGCAGCAGCCCUACAGCAGCAGCAGCAGCAGCAGCAAAAGACGAAAGGCAGGGCGAGGCGCGCGCCUGCUCUACUGUCAGCACGAGCAGCAGCACCAGCAACGCCAGCAGCAACCGCAGCAGCAUCAGCAACAGCAGCGGCAACCGCAACAGCAGCAGCAGCAGCAGCAGCAGCAGCCCGCCGAUGUCCCCCUGCGCACCUGCGCGCCGGCGCAGCUCUUCGCCUCGCCGCAGGGCGGGCGAAGCUGCUGCAGCGCGAGCAGCAGCAGCAGCAGCAGCAGCAGCGGGCUCGCAGUCGGAACCAGCAGCAGCAGCAGCAGGAACAGCAGCAACAGCUGCAGCAGCAGCAGCAGCAGCAGACAGUGGGGACUCCGAACUUGAAGAAAUGCCUCAAGAGGGAGCUGUCAGCGCUGUGCCGCCGCAGGCAGUUCCUGCGCUGUCUCGAGCGAAUUCAAGGGGCAGCAGCGGGCCCUCGCGGCAGCAGCAGCAGCAGCAGGAGCAGCAGCAGGGGCAGCAGCAGGAGCAGCAGCAGGAGGAGGAGCAGCAGCAGCGGCAGCAGCAGCAGGUCAGGUGCCCCGAGUGCCACAUUGCCUUUGCUGCCCACGAACUCAAUGACCAUCUCUUUUCCCACGCCAUAGACGCGCUGCAGCAGCAAGCAGUGCAGCAGCGGGCCUACGCCAGCAGCAGCAGCAGCAGCAGCAGCAGCAGGAGGCAGGCGCAGCUGCAGCGGACGCGCUCGGCCGGGCCCAGCGGCGGCGCCCCCAUGCCCAUAUGCGCGCCGCUGCGCCCCACAGCAGCAGCAGCAGCAGCAGCAGCAGCAGCAAGUGGACGUACACCUGAGCGCCGCACCUUCGGCGAGUUUGAGCGCGUGGCUUCGAGCUCCCCCAGCCCCAUCGCCUCCUCGUUUGCUGCUGCAGCAGCAGCAGCGAGAGCAGCAGCAGCAGCAGCAGCAGGCCGCUACCCGGGGCACCGCCGCGAGGCCCACAGCGCGCCCUCGUCGCAGCAGCAGCUGCCAAGAGUGUAUGAUCGGGCGAGCCGCUCGGAGCUGCAGCAGCAGCUGCUGCUGCAGCAGCAGCUGCAGCAGCAGCAGCACCAGCAGCAGCAGUACCAGCAGGUGCCGUAUAUAACAGCAGCAGCGCACAGAGGCGCCGCGCGCUCCCCCAGCAGCAGCAGCAGCAGCAGCAGCAGCAGCUUCGUGACUCGCGUGGCUCUGGCUCGAGACAGCAGCCCUUCCGCCCGCGAGCGGCUGCAGCACUACCACUACCUGCAGCAGCAGCAGCAGCAGCAGCAGCAGCGCUACAUUGACAGACGCCAAGACAGCCACCAAGUUCGAGAGUGUCUGGGGGGCCCCCGUUACAGCGAGUGGGGGGCCCCCCGCUGCAGCUGUACGUACACCCCAGUGUACGGGGCGGGCUUCGCGUACCGCCACGUGUGCAGCUUGCAUGCAGGAGCAGCAGCAGCAGGAGCAGCAGCAGCAGCAGCAGGGCCGCCCCUGCAGCGGGCGCACAGCGAGCAGCUCUACAGCGAGUACGCGCGCUCCCGCGCUGCCUCCCCGUUUGCUGCCAGCAGAGCAGCAGCCGCAGCAGCAGCAGCGCCGGGGGACAGCAGCAGCAGCAGCAGCAACAGGGGCUGGAUCUACUCGCGCAGCAGCAGCAGCACGGUGAUAGGCGUGGGGACUGUGGCCCCCACGUGGGGCGAAACUUUGAUAGCAGAAGGCCUAGUGCCUGCGUACGAGCCUCGGGGGCCCCCCCGGGGGCCCCCCCGGGCCGCCCCCGCCCUGGGGGCCCCCCCGGGGCCCCCCCCGGGGGCCCCCCUGGGGGCCCCCCUGGGGGCCCCCCCGAGGCCCCUCGUGGAGGGGCCCCCCUGGGCCCCCUUGCCCCGCGGGCGUUCGCUGCAGGAGCUGGGCCCGGGGGCCCCCGAGGGGCGCGGGGCGUCCGCGGCCGCGCAGCAGCAGCAGCAGCAGCAGCAGCAAGACGAGGAGGCGGAGCGGCGGCUGGUGGAGGCGUUCGCCGCGUUCCUCCCCGUGAGCAGCUACGAAGAAGGCCGCGGGAGACUGCUGGACAGGGACCAGCAGCAGUGCAGCAUUUGCUGCGAAGACUACAAAGAAGGGGAGCAGCAAAAGAGACUGCCCUGCACCCACAGCUUCCACCAGUGCUGCAUCGACUGCUGGCUGCAGCGCAGCUCCCUCUGUCCCAUUUGCAAGUUCGACCUCCUCGGCGAGCUGCGCAGGAGCUAG
Eimeria tenella is the source of this 2382-nucleotide messenger RNA. RefSeq names its product zinc finger (C3HC4 RING finger) protein, putative. Gene Ontology annotation, cellular component: SWI/SNF complex; nucleus. Gene Ontology annotation, biological process: regulation of transcription by RNA polymerase II. Gene Ontology annotation, molecular function: transcription coregulator activity. The coding region runs from base 1 to 2382 and encodes 793 amino acids. The record is from RefSeq and is a predicted model, not a curated record. The transcript has a single exon. NCBI's taxonomy places the organism in Eukaryota, Apicomplexa, Conoidasida, Eucoccidiorida, Eimeriidae.